Molecule: messenger RNA, 1445 nt
Organism: Arabidopsis thaliana (thale cress)
Lineage: Eukaryota; Viridiplantae; Streptophyta; Magnoliopsida; Brassicales; Brassicaceae
Product: Galactose oxidase/kelch repeat superfamily protein
Exons: 1
Coding region: 122-1351 (409 amino acids)
Biological process (GO): regulation of phenylpropanoid metabolic process; negative regulation of cytokinin-activated signaling pathway
Source: RefSeq, marked reviewed
ACACUCACUCAAAUUUAAAUCGCAACUUUCGUCAGUUUUUGUGUGUUUUCUUCUACACAUAGACACUUUGCUCAAUCAAACACACUCUCUGUUCUGUUUUUCUCAAACUUGUUUAAGUUCGAUGACUAUGGAAGUGUCGAAAAAGAAAGGUGGAGAUUUUCAGCAAUGUCACGAAUUGAUUCCCGGUUUACCUUCCGAACUAGCUUUGGAGUGUUUGGUCAGAGUUCCGUUCCAAUUCCAAUCCGCCAUGAGAUCCGUUUGCCGUUCUUGGCGUAGCUUACUCUCCGACUCUUCUUUUAUCCAAGAACGGCGGAGAUGCGGCAAAACAGAGCUUCUCCUCUGCCUCGUUCAACCGCUAACGCCGCCAAUUCCAGCGUCUAAAUCGGUUGACGAGACAUUAAUGGUUGACGAGAAAAAAUCAGAGGAUGAGUCACACCCGCGCGUUUUCUGCACGCCGCGUUUUGGAUUGAGCGUUUACAACGCUGCGAUGUCCACGUGGCAUCGCGUUGCGUUUCCAGAGGAGGAGCAGAUCCCGCUUUUCUGCGAGUGCGUCGUGCUUCAGGACGCCGGGAAGAUUCUGCUCAUCGGCGGUUGGGAUCCGGAGACGUUACAGCCGACGAGAGACGUUUACGUUCUGGAAUUCGCCGGAAGGAAGUGGAGACGAGGUGCGCCAAUGAAGGAAUCACGAUCAUUCUUCGCCUGCGCCUCCGUAAGUCCAACGAAGGUAUACGUCGCCGGAGGUCACGACGAUCAGAAAAACGCUUUACGCUCGGCGGAGGUGUACGACGUCGAGAAAGACGAGUGGUCGUCGGUUACUCCGAUGACGGAAGGAAGAGACGAAUGUCAAGGAUUCGCCGUUGGUAUGGGUCUAAGGUUUUGCGUGCUGAGCGGUUACGGAACGGAAUCUCAAGGAAGAUUCCGAUCUGACGGAGAAAUUUACGAUCCAGCGACAGAUUCAUGGUCGAGAAUCGACAACGUCUGGCGAUUUCCAGAUACUAGCCCGAGAGGUCGCACCGCCGGAGACUUUAGAAGCUCCUCUACGUUAUGGUGUUUCACAGACACUGAUUUACAGAGUGAACGUCGAUGGGAAACUAACGAUGAUUCGAGAAAUUUGAAACUGGAUCUUCAAUCUAUACAGCUUCCGAUGACAGGAAGCUCAGUUUUCGCCGGAAGCUUAGGAGGUGAAUCGGUGGUAAUGAUUGGCGGUAAAAGAGAGAGUGAAGGUGAAGGUGAAGGAGGAGUGAUGAUGAAGAUGACGACUGAGAAGAAAAUGGGAAAAUGGAGUCAUCAUGUUCAUAUACCUUGUGAUUUCUCUACUCUUCCAUUUUCGCAUGCUUCAAUCUAUGUUUGAAAAUCCCAAAAGAUUUUAUAGUACAACAUUGUGUUCUGAUCUGAUGUAAUAUACACCAACACAUAUAAAAAACAAAGAACUGGUUAACAAAAGG